CCCAAUUACAAAAGGAAGAAGAAAAAAAAAUCAGUACUUCUUUUUCAGAUUUGCCAUCUUUUUUAACAUCCCAUGCUCAACUAUUUUAAGGUAUAAGACAGUUUUGGCAAUAUUACACAUAGAGACUUAGAGAGUCCCACCACCAUUUUGAUCAGACUUUUGUUUUCUUUUUCAUGUGUUUUUGUGGGAGUUGAAUUGUCACAUUCAAAAGCUUGCAAGUAAAUUAGGCCGUGAGAUCCCAUUUUUGUCAAGGUGUAAUUUCCACAAUUUCACAACCUCAAGUUUCUCUAGUUUGGUAGGCCCCUUAGAUAAUUGUUUUCACAAUAAAAUUGUAUAUAAUUGAAGAAUUGAAAACAGCUUGAGCUGAUGAAAUAAUAAAACAACAAUUACAACAACGGCACAUCAAAAACCUGUGACUUAAGACUUCGACAAAUCCACAUCCAAACGACAAGAGCACGGGAUUUUAAGCUAAGAAUCAAUGUUUAUAUUCUAUGUUUUCUUGGGUGUCAACGAAAAGACAAUUCAUGCUUGCCCAUCAAUUAUUUUUGUGUUUUUACCAUCUGUAGCUCCAUGAAUAUAGAGAUUAUAAUAUUUUAUAAAAAGAACUGUAUUGUACAGUGAAGCUGUACGAUAGUUCACUGAGUAUGACAAACCCAAUAGCCUUACUUUGAACACAACAACAAACCAGCCAUGUAAUCUUCUGAACAACCUUUUUUUUUUCUAACCCUUAAAGGAGUUUAUCUUUUUUGCUUGAGUCCACUUAUUACACAAUUAUUGUUUAGUUAAUGUCCCACCUGACCACCUGGGGUCAUUGGUCACAUCGUUAAAACUAGGAGGCUCAUAAUGUCCAUAUACUUAAUCUGCUCAAGCCUUCGAGAUAGAUAGAUUUAUUUUGAAUGCUUAAGUUUUUUGUGCAUAGUGAUAUGAAAGUCUGUAGGAGGAAGAGCACUUGCAAAGUUUUUGAUAUGUUAGAAAUGAAAAACAUGCCUAUCUCUGAUGUUUCCAGUGAUAUUACUGUUGAAGUAGGAACUUCAAGCUUUCCACUUCACAAGUUCCCUCUUGUUUCUCGAAGUGGAAGGAUUCGAAAGUUGUUGUUGGAUGCCAAAGAUUCUAAAAUUUCGAGGAUAAAUCUUGUUGCUGUUCCUGGAGGACCAGAGGCAUUUGAGCUAGCUGCAAGAUUUUGCUAUGGGAUAAAUACUGAGAUUACAAUCUCCAAUGUAGCCGUGCUAUGUUGUGCAGCUCGUUUUCUGGAAAUGACAGAAGACUUCGCCGAGAAAAACUUGGAAGCCCGAGUUGAAGCUUAUCUAAGGGAAAUUGUUCUCCCCAACAUAGCAAACUCGAUAGCUGUUCUUCAUCGUUGUGAAACUCUCUUACCAUUUGCAGAAGAGAUCAACUUGGUAAGCAGGCUUAUCAAUGCGAUCGCAAGUAAUGCCUGCAAAGAGCAGCUCACCUCAGGUUUGUUGAAACUUGACCAUAACUUCCCUACAAAACUUGUCCAAAGUAUGGAACCCGAAACUCCUGCUGAUUGGUGGGGAAAAUCACUUGCAGUACUCAGUCUUGAUUUUUUUCAAAGAGUUCUAUCUGCUGUGAAAUCCAAGGGUCUAAAACAGGACAUGAUCAGCAAGAUUUUGAUAAAUUAUGCUCACAACUCUCUUCAAGGUCUUGUAGCCAGGGAUUCACAAAUGGUCAAAGGAAGUCUUCUUGAUUUGGAAUUUCAAAAGAAACAAAGGAUCAUUGUUGAAGCAAUAGUUAACUUACUACCAACUCAGUCAAGGAAGUGUCCAGUUCCAAUGGCAUUUCUCUCAAGUUUGUUGAAAACAGCUAUUUCAGCAUCAGCAUCUACUUCUUGCAGAUCAGAUUUAGAAAGAAGGAUCGGUCUCCAAUUGGAUCAGGCGAUUCUUGAAGACAUCCUCAUUCCUGCAAAUUCACAUGGAAACACUCAUAGCACCAUCUAUGACAUAGAUACUAUUGUGAGGAUCUUUUCCAUAUUCUUGAACCUGGAUGAGGAUGAUGAAGAAGACAAUCACUUGAGAGAUGAAAGUGAAAUGAUAUAUGAUUUCGAUAGCCCUGGAUCUCCAAAACAAAGUUCAAUCCUCAAGGUAUCAAAGUUGCUUGAUAACUAUCUAGCAGAAGUUGCAUUGGACUCAAACUUAAUGCCAACUAAAUUCAUAGCUCUAGCUGAACUACUUCCAGACCAUGCUCGUAUUGUGAGUGAUGGAUUGUAUAGAGCUGUAGACAUUUUCCUCAAAGUUCAUCCAAACAUUAAGGAUUCAGAACGCUACCGCCUAUGCAAAACCAUUGACUGCCAGAAGCUAUCUCAAGAAGCCUGCAGUCAUGCAGCUCAGAACGAAAGGCUGCCAGUUCAGAUGGCAGUUCAAGUGUUAUACUUUGAGCAAAUAAGGCUAAGAAAUGCAAUGAAUGGAGGUCACAAUCAGUUCUUUUUUGGUGCAAUGAAUGGUCAAUAUCCUCAGCGUUCAGGCAGCGGUGCAGGGAGUGGAGCCAUCUCGCCUAGAGAUAACUAUGCGUCCGUGAGAAGAGAGAAUAGGGAGCUCAAACUAGAAGUUGCUAGAAUGAGAAUGAGGUUGACUGACUUGGAAAAAGAUCAUGUUUCAAUGAAACAAGAGCUUGUAAAGACUCACCCUGCAAACAAGCUAUUCAAAUCAUUUGCCAGAAAGUUGAGUAAACUCAACAACUUGUUCAGGAUUAAUAGUAUUAAGCCAAUUGGGGGCAAGGCAAAUUCAGAAACCAGAUUCCCAUUUCAGAAGCGAAGGCGUCAUUCUGUUUCAUGACUUUGUGUAAAAGUAUCAAUAGUUCAAACGAGUGUAUAGUAAUAUUUUAUAUGUAGUGAGUGAAUGUUUCUAAUGUCAAGAGUUGAUUUGAUUA
Messenger RNA from Cannabis sativa, 2883 nucleotides. Its product is annotated as BTB/POZ domain-containing protein At1g03010. Lineage: Eukaryota; Viridiplantae; Streptophyta; Magnoliopsida; Rosales; Cannabaceae. The transcript has 4 exons. Bases 897 to 2789 code for a protein of 630 amino acids. The record is from RefSeq and is a predicted model, not a curated record. Gene Ontology annotation, molecular function: protein binding.